This is a messenger RNA of Alternaria ethzedia, 330 nucleotides long. RefSeq lists its product as uncharacterized. Lineage: Eukaryota; Fungi; Ascomycota; Dothideomycetes; Pleosporales; Pleosporaceae. The record is from RefSeq and is a predicted model, not a curated record. Bases 1 to 330 code for a protein of 109 amino acids. The transcript is spliced from 2 exons.
AUGUCCACCCUUGCCGCCCAGAAAGCAACGGCCAAAGCUGUCAUUGAUGGAUACAAUGCGUGGAACAUGGACAAGAUAAUGGCCUAUCGAACGGAAGAUUGUACACAACAAGUCCUCCCUGCGUCUCUUGGCCGGCCAGUCAUGAACAACACCCAAUACCGCGAGCGCUUCACAGAUAGUGACAUUGGACCGUACGCGAAUGAGUACGCGCUCAUCUUGCAUUUCACGGAGGACGGGAAGCAGGUUACCAAGUUUUUGGAAUUUGUCGAUUCGGCUUUCUCCAACAAGUUCUUCAGAGAGCUGAGGGACGAGGGGCUUGGUCCGCAGUAG